AUGAAAAUUUCUUGGAAAUGGCUAAAUGAAAUCCUUGAUGUCUCUAAUAUAUCAUUAGAUAAAAUAACAAAAAAACUAAUAUUAGCUGGGUUUGAAAUUGAAAGUAUUGAAGACAAACCUAAUAUUCAGGAUAAAAUUAUUGAUAUCAGUAUUACAGCAAAUCGAGGUGACACAUCAAGUAUUAUAGGACUUGCCAGAGAAAUUAACACUCUAUUUAAUUUAAAAAGCCUAUAUAUUAACAGGAAUUAUUACUUAAAUUAUAAAAAUAGAUCUAAAAAAUUUAUAAAAAAAAAUAAUUAUAUCAAUGUAAUAAAGACUAAUGCAAUAUUAAGUUGUCAUCUCAAUACAAUUGUCAAUUUACGAAAGUGCUCAUCGCCAAUCUGGCUAAUUAAUUAUUUAAAAGCGUAUGAGAUUAAAUCAAAUAAUAUAAUACAAGAUAUACAAGAAUACAUAAAAAUCAAAUGGGGACAAGAUAUUGAAAUUUUUGAUUUAGAUAAAGUCAAUUCAAUUACUUCUAGUGGACCUAUAAUAAAUAUUGAAUUAGUAAAACAAACAAGUAGAUGGAUGGAUACAAUUAAUACUAAACAUAUUAAUAAUGAUGUAUCUAUUGAAUUGCUCAAGUAUACCAAUAAAACUUUAUCAGUAAUUGGAAUCCAAUCUAAUCCAGAAUUUCAAUGUGAUGACAAUACUUCUUCAAUUAUAGUAGUUGGUACUACUUGCAAGAAGCAAUAUUUGAAAAAGAUUAUACAAAAUAUUAAUUAUAAGACAGAAAGAAUACAACGACAUUUAAAAUAUACUUCAAUUGAUGAUUUGAUUCAAGGAUACAAUGAAACCAUUCAAAUAAUUUCGCAUUUAACUAAAGGUAAAAUAGGACAGCCAUAUACUAUUGGCAAAAAUCAGUCUAGCAAGAGAGAAAAAACUAUUUACGUAAAUAGAAAACAGAUAAUCAAUAUAUUAGGUCCUGUACAAAACAGUUAUGGACAAAUAUGUCAAAAUAAAAUACUUGAAAUUCUACAGCAAUUAAAUUUUAAACCUGAAUUUGUAAAUGACCAUUUUCAAGUUACUAUUCCACAAUAUAGACAAGAAGACAUUCAAAGAACUGCAGAUGUAAUUGAAGAAAUAGGCAGAAUAUAUGGAUUUGACAACUUUAUUGAUACGUUACCAGCUUACACUAAUAAAGGUAAAAUCUCUAAACAUAUCAAAUACAUAGAUAAAAUGCGCAAUAGACUUAGUUAUUUCGGAUUACACGAACUUAUUAAUUAUUCUCUUUCAACUCAAGACAAAAUACAUAAUUCAACAAUUCAAUUGUAUAAUUCUUUACUAGAUGAUCAAUCACAAUUAAAAGAUAAUCUGAUUGAAAAUUUAAUUCUUGCAAAACAAUAUAAUAUUCAAAAGAAAAACUUAUUUAUCGAAUUUUUUGAAAUCGGUAAAGUAUUUAAUAAAGAAUAUCAAUCUAAAAAAGAGUCUAAAUAUAUAGAAAGUUUAAAUUUAGCUGGAAUACUAGGAAAUGAUAAUUUUUAUAAAGCAUCAUGGCAAGAUAGAUCUCACAGUCUGAGCUGGUUUCAAGCAAAAGGUUUACUAGAAGAUUUUUUCGAACAAAUAGAAAUAAAAGUUAAUUGGGUUAAACCUUAUUCUAAUCUAAGGUUUAAUAAAUGUUGGAAUUCUAUUUGCCAUCCUUAUCGAUUAUCUAUUUUGUGCAAUCAAGAUACACAAGAGCCUAUUGGAAUAUUUGGUGAACUAAAUACUAAAUGUAAUAACAAUAUAAAUAGCAGCCACAGAACCUAUGUAUUCGAACUUAACUUAUACAAACUCAUACAAGCAAAAAAAAAUACAGAACAUUUAUCUUACAUCUAUCGACCCUAUUCUAAUUAUCCAAUUGUUAUUAGAGAUAUCUCAAUUAAAGUCAACAAGAAUAAUACAGCAAGAGCUAUUCAAACAGAUAUACUAAAUCUUAAUAAUCCUUUAAUUAAGUCAGUUGAUAUAUUAAGCGAAUACAAAAGUCAUCAUUCAAAUUCUUAUAGAAAUAUAGGUUUACGUAUUAAAUAUCAAUCGAACUUAAAAACGCUGAACAAUAUAGAAAUUGAUAAUAUAAAUAAUGAGAUUAAUCAAUUAGUAAGCAAUAUAUCAAAGAAUAAUCAUUUAAUGUAA
Messenger RNA from Chondrus crispus (carragheen), 2148 nucleotides. NCBI's taxonomy places the organism in Eukaryota, Rhodophyta, Florideophyceae, Gigartinales, Gigartinaceae. The record is from the annotation of a RefSeq genome assembly.